GGGGGUUGGGUUGCGACUCUCAUUGGAUAGAGUUGUACCCUGUCGUCUUCCUUGAGAAAUGGCUACCGCGGAAGUCGAAAGGCAACGGGGGCGAUAUGCUGCUCUCUCCAUUGCCGCAAUGGUGAUCGUAGUGGGAAUUCCACUUUGGUGGAAGACUACCGAAACAUAUCGUGCAUGGCUUCCCUACUCGCAGAUCAGUGAGCUGGACUCCCUUCAGCUCCAGCUUAGUGUGGAGGUGGAAGUGGUGUUCUCCCGGGGGACCCUGAGCCCAGAGCAGCAGAAGAAGAUUCCUCUGACUCAGGCCCAGGAGCAGCAGCACCAGGUGGAUGCAAACACACGCCUGAAGUACAGGUAUGAGACGAAGUACCGCACGGCCACUAUCAUGGAGGAAGAUGCCUUGAGCCAGCCGACAGCUCAGGAGGCUGACCUGGCUCUGCACAGGCUGAGUGAGAGCCCCUGUGGCUCAGUGGUGGUGUACGUGAUCCCAGAAUCCUCCCCGCUACUGGCAGAGGGUGUCAAAGUGCACGUAGGCCAGCGGCGGACAGCACUGCUGCGAGGGCAGUCGGGAUUGGCCGGGGGUCUGAAAGAGGCUUUGGCUGUCCUGGACCCCCGGAUUGAGCAGGUGGUUCACACCAUGUCCUUCAGCCACAGUGACAUCACCGCUGCACUCAGCAACAGGAUCAGGGUCAGCCGGCUGAGCAGAGACGGGCUGGCCGACAGCAUGAGAGCCUUCAAGGCCAGUCCAGGUUAUGAGAUCACCUUCAGCCUCUUGAACCCGGACCCUAAGUCCCACAGGCUGCAGUGGGACAUAGAGGGAGCGGUGCGCAGCUACAUACAGCCGCUGCUCGACAAGCUGGCUCCUGUCGCCAACUUCUCUGUGGACUCACAGAUCCUUUAUUACGCUGUCCUGGGGGUGAACCCACGUUUUGACAAUGGCGUUUCAGCAUACACUCUGAGCGCAGACAGCCUUGCGCACGUCAUCAACCCUGUGGAAGCCAGGCUUGGGUCCAACGCAGCCUCUUCCAAUCCAGUGCUGAACUUCCUCCUGUACGUGCCCGACGCCCAACACUCUCCGCUCUUUAUCCGGAACCGCAAUAAAAACACGGUGCCUACCAACGCCUUCCAUAGCCCCCGAUGGGGCGGCAUCAUGGUGUACAACGUGAACGAUCACUACGGACCAGAUGCCGAGUUCCCUGUCUCCGUGAAUAUUGACAUGGCGCGUGUGAUGGGCGUCUUCCUGGCCCAGUUACGGCUCAUGCUGGGGGUGCAGCAGACCCGGCCUCCCCCUGGCUUCUUUCUCCAGAGCCCGGGCAGCGCGGGGCUGGCGGACUGGGAGCUGGACCGCCUGCUGUGGAGCCGAAGUGUGGAGAACGUGGCCACAGCCAGCACCACCAUCACCUCCCUGGCCCAGCUGCUCGACCAGAUCGGCAACAUUGUCAUCAACGACAACAUCGCACAGCAAGUGUACAGCGCUGUGACGUCACUGCAGGCCGCGGUAGCGGAGCUGGAGGCGGGGAACCUGGCCUUCGCGCUGCAGUACAGCCGCGAGGCCAUCCUGGCGUCCGAGAGGGCCUUCUUCGACCCGUCCCUGCUGCACCUGCUCUACUUCCCCGACGACCAGAAGUUUGCCAUCUACAUCCCCCUCUUCCUGCCCAUGUGCGUCCCCAUCCUGCUCUCCCUGCUCAAGAUGGCUGGGGAGCUCCAGCAGAGACGCGCAGAGCAGCGCACCAAGAGAGACUGAGAGACCGUGCUACAUGCGCUCUGACCGCGCCGAUGCCCUCUGACCACACACACAGACUUACAAAUGAACACAUGUGGUGUGCAAGGGUGGCUCCUCCUGUUAAGGCACUGUUGUAAUGAUGGACAGUCUGGUAUCAAAUCCGGACUGUGCCGACAGUUAUGCACACUUGGCUCAAGUGUCGCCCAGAGAUGGGAAGUCGGCCGGGAAGAUGGCACCUCAUUGUGCACGAGUGGUUCAAAUUCACUGUGGUGUAAUGAGAAUAAUUUCAAAAUUUAGCAGACCUACUUAUAAAAAUACGGUUAAUAUCAUGUGGUUCGAAGACAAUGAGCACAUGCUUCUCUGCGCGCUCCCAAAUCAAUGGCAGAGGUUGGGGCAAUGAGUGCUGAUAAACACUAUAGGGCAUUCCAAAAGAAAAAUACACAUAUUUGUGUAGUGCACUGUUAAGAAUUAGAUUUUGCAACCACUAGUCAAAAUGGGAAAAUGUUUCAGAUUUAACUUUUUUUUUUCUAUAUUGUAUUUAUUUGUAACUGUUUUAACACUGGUGUUUUUUGUGCUAUAGCCCUUAUUCUGGACAAAUAAGGGUUCUGCUGAAUGAAACGACUGCAUCUUUGGUCUUUAUUGAGCUGUGUUGUUUGCCUCUCAUUUUGUUGUGGCAAUCGAAACCAUGUUUAUGGACCUUGUACCUACUGCAAGGGCACUGCAAUGACUCAAAUUUAAGAAGUGAAUGGCAAUGCUAGCACUAGAGAUAAAGAGUAGUUAUAAGAGAUAUAGUUGACAAUGGCAAUUUACCUGAGAGACUGCGAUACUGGGAGGGGUUACCAUCCAAUCAGCAUUGAGACAAAGCAAUCCGACAGCCUUGCAAACGGGCUGAUAAAAAGGGUGCAUGGGGUUGACAGGCCGCAAUGAAUGAGGCCAUCUUCGAGUAAGUGGGGGAUGGGAAGUAAAGUAGCUUCUGCCACUUUUUGAACAUUUCCCCUGACCGAAGAUGCGAGUUUGCAAGUGCAAAUCCACAGCCGGCUCUCAGCAUGUCCUUCUGAGAUUAAUUUACUCCAACUUGGUUCACAUUUUGUAAUUUAUGCCAUUGUGCCACUUAAAUUAUGACUACAUGUUACACAAUGUAUAAACUCUAAUAAAUGUGUCAGUUAUAAAUGGCCUUGCAAUAA
Messenger RNA from Conger conger (European conger), 2904 nucleotides. RefSeq names its product phosphatidylinositol glycan anchor biosynthesis, class S (gene pigs). Lineage: Eukaryota; Metazoa; Chordata; Actinopteri; Anguilliformes; Congridae. The coding region runs from base 59 to 1741 and encodes 560 amino acids. Gene Ontology annotation, cellular component: GPI-anchor transamidase complex. The transcript is spliced from 12 exons. The record is from RefSeq and is a predicted model, not a curated record. Gene Ontology annotation, biological process: attachment of GPI anchor to protein.